Molecule: messenger RNA, 1047 nt
Organism: Salvia splendens (bonfire salvia)
Lineage: Eukaryota; Viridiplantae; Streptophyta; Magnoliopsida; Lamiales; Lamiaceae
Product: ethylene-responsive transcription factor ERF039
Exons: 1
Coding region: 34-771 (245 amino acids)
Biological process (GO): regulation of DNA-templated transcription
Molecular function (GO): DNA-binding transcription factor activity; DNA binding
Source: RefSeq, a predicted model, not a curated record
GUAGCCUCAUCCUUCUCCUUUUGUUCUUCAUAUAUGUUUUUGUGUCACAUUUAUAAAUACAUAUCCACAUUAAAGAAUCUCAUAAACCUAACCUCACUACCUAUCUCAACCUCAUUUCAUAUGGCACAAAUUAUCCCCAUCGAUCCUCUACCAUUUUCCAUCUAUGCCUCCGCCUCCGUCUCCGUCUCGUCUCCCGGGGGCUCGGAUUCCGACGAGACAAAGAACUCAACAUUAGCCCAAGAAAACACAAGGACAGACGGGAAAAAAGGCGGUGGUGGGGACAAAAAACACCCGACUUACCGCGGCGUGAGGAAGCGGAGCUGGGGCAAAUGGGUGAGCGAAAUCCGAGAGCCGAGGAAGAAGUCGAGAAUAUGGCUCGGGACAUAUCCCACGGCUGAGAUGGCGGCUCGGGCGCACGACGUAGCGGCUCUAGCCAUCAAAGGCCAAUCCGCGGUCUUGAAUUUCCCCGGCUUGGCUCACGAGCUGCCCCGCCCGGCUUCUUCCGUGGCUAAGGACAUCCAAGCCGCGGCUGCGAAAGCCGCCUCCUUGUCGUCCCUAGCCGAGCCGAGCCUGAUAAGCUGUCAUUCCUCCACGGAUUUGGCUUCGGACGACGCUGUGAAGUCGGCUUCCACGGCUCACUAUGACGAGGACGACGCAUUUUUCGACUUGCCGGAUUUGUCCCUGUCUAGCUCUUCGUGGCGGCUUACCGGAGCCGAUAUUGGAAUAUUCCGGCUUGAAGAGCCGUUUUUGUGGGAGUGUGACUACAAGUAAUUAUUUAACUAUUUCAAUUUCUUUUUCUUUUCUCAUUUUACAAAUUUGAGUUUGAUGAAUUGGGAAAAGAAAGAACAAACUCGAAUAUAUGAUACAAUGAAUGUACCACAAUUGUUGCGUAAUUAUGAAUGCAUAUAGUUUGAAAAUUGUGAUUAAUCACAAUAUGAAUGUAUAUGUUUCGUUAGAUUAAUUGAACUUUGAUUAUGAGUAAAGUAAACCGUACUUGUCUCUCAUUCAAUUCUUUGUUAUUAAUGGCAAAAAAAAAUUAGUGUUGCA